UACCUUUGCUCCGCGUGUUCCUCUCGCUGUGUUCCCGCGCCGUUCCGGUCUUCAGGGCGGACUGUGAGAGGAGAGGAGUUCGUCACGCUGCCCCGCCUACAUCCUGACAGCCAAUGUUUGCCACACCCCGUGGGCCGGAUUAAAAGGUCCGCCGGGCCGUAUGCGGGCCGUAGUUUGCCCAUUGCUGGGCUAGCUGCAGAGUCCUGACUUUUGGGGCGGCCGCCCGAGAGGAGGGAGGGGAGCGGGCGCCCGGCACACAGAAUAGCCACAUUAAAGUGUGCAAAGAGCCGCGGCUUGCCGACCACUGGCCUAGUGCAUUAUCCCCACAGAAUUUAUUAUAGAACCACAU
Messenger RNA from Staurois parvus, 349 nucleotides. The record is from the annotation of a GenBank genome assembly. NCBI's taxonomy places the organism in Eukaryota, Metazoa, Chordata, Amphibia, Anura, Ranidae.